Molecule: messenger RNA, 818 nt
Organism: Vigna unguiculata (cowpea)
Lineage: Eukaryota; Viridiplantae; Streptophyta; Magnoliopsida; Fabales; Fabaceae
Source: RefSeq, a predicted model, not a curated record
AGUGACGGACACGCCAAUUGCCAAUCAUCGGGUGAAACCGUCCCUGGCGAUUCCAAACUUCACAAUGGUUUCCUUUUUUUAUUAAUAUUUUUUAGUUGGAGAUGUUAAAGACAGCUGUACUGUAGCUUCAUUUUCUUUGCACCUCUCUCUUUCUCUCUCCUCCGAUCUUUAUAAUCAUGACCUGUGUGUUGAAGCUAUGUACAUAAUUAAAGCUCCAACCCUUGCAAACUGUUCAUUCUCUGAAAAUAUGGGUGGUUCAGAGGGGAGGCCAUUGGUUGAGGCAGUGGAACAGAAGGAAGAUUUUUACGAGCAGCAAGAGGAGGCGAGUGGAUGUGGGUAUGGAUGCUUUGGGAGUUUUGGUUUGAGUUGGUGUAGAGGAGGCCGUGAAGAAGUUAAGGGCUUAGUAGAGCAAAGGGGUGAUUCGUGGGUGGGUUGCAAAUUGAGGAAUAUGAAGGAGUUUACAGAAGUGAUUGCAGGUCCCAAGUGGAAAACAUUCAUUAGAAAGAUAAGCGGGUAUGGGAGGAAGCAGCAGAAGAACAGAUUUCAGUAUGAUGAACACAGCUAUGCUCUCAACUUCAAUAGUGGGGCUCAGAGUGAAGAUGAUGAUAUGCCUCCCACUUUCUCUGCUAGAUUUAGUGCUCCUUUUCCUUCUGUUCGACGCCAAACUGAACAACAAUGAUUUCUUCCUGCUUCUUUCUCCACAUUCUAUUGCUCAACUUGUUAGUGUUUUUAAUCAAUCAUUCAUUAUGUAAAGAUCAUUCUUUUUGUUCAAACUGUUUUUCCUUUCCCUUUUAACCGAACAAUGUUUUCACAAGAAA